CUCGGGGAUCUGAAAAGGACUCUUACAGUAGGCUGCCAUCUUUGUGCCAUAUGCUGGACCAAGCAAACCCAGGUUCUAUCGUCACUCAUUCUUCCAAUUCAAAUGGAGAAUUUGAGUAUUUUUUUAUGUCCCUUGAACCAUGGAGGGCUGGAUGGGAACAUUGCAUCCCAGUAAUCAUUGUUGACGGUUCGUUUAUAAAAUCUUAUUACAAGGGGACACUAUUAACAGCAUGCACUCAAGAUGCAAACAAGCAAAUUUUUCCACUUGCAUUUGCUAUCUGUAGUGUUGAAAAUACGGUGAACUGGACAUGGUUCUUUAAUAUGUUGAAAAAGUCUCUUAAACAUAGGGAUGACUUAUAUGUCGUGUCAGAUCGCCAUGAGGGAAUAUUAAAUGCUGUGCAUUCCGUGUUUCCACAUGCGGAACAUGGUUUUUGUGUUUACCAUAUUUUAGGAAAUAUAAAAUCCAAAUUUCAUGGAUCUGCAUGUUUGGUUUCUUGGAAGUUCUUACAGGCAGCCCGUGCGGGUUCGGUGUACGAAUGCGAACAAUAUCUCUCCAUGCUUGAUUAUGAUGACCCUCGUAUUCGAUCAUACUUGGAACGAAUUGGUAAUGACAAGUGGUCUCGUGCAUAUGCUAGCCGCAAUAGAUAUUCAGUCAUGAUGUCCAAUAAUGCAGAGUCUUUGAAUGCUGUUUGUGUCACUGCGCGUGAGUAUCCAAUUUGCAAGUUGAUAGAAUUUAUCGUCGGCACAAUGCAGAAAUGGUUUUGUGAUCGUAGAGAAGCUGCGGCAGCUAAUGAAUCUCGGUUAUCUUCUCAUUUUGAAUCCCAGCUGCUACUGUCUCAAUCAAACGCAGCUUUAAUGCAGGUUAGGCCAACAUGCAAUUUUGAAUCUGAGGUUUUUGACAGAAAAGGGAGGUCAUAUGUUGUCAAUUUACGAGCAGGAACUUGUUCUUGUCGUGAAUUUCAACUUGAUGGCUUCAUAUGUGUUCACGCUGUCGCUGCACUACGAUCUCGCCCUGGUCUUUCUUGUUAUGACUAUAUUCCUCAGUAUUAUACUAAUCAUAAUUGGAUUGCAGCUUACCAGGGUAUUAUUCAUCCAAUUGGUAGUGCCGACGGUUGGGUUGUUCCACCUGGUAUAUCCGAAACCAUUUGCAAGCCUCCCUCAUGUUCCAAGCGCCCACCUGGAAGACCCAAGAAGCGACGAAUACCAUCCAUUGGUGAACAUGUGAGGAAACAAAAGUGUUCUCGUUGCUCAAUGGUGGGUCACAACAAAAAGACAUGCAGAAACCCAAUCUCGCGUUGCUAAUUUUAUUUUAUUUAGUGUUUACUUUAUAAUGACAUUGAGUGUAUUCUUGCCUACACUGUUAUUUGUUUGACAUUCAGUCUCGUUUUUUAUAUUGAAACUUUGGGCGC
This is a messenger RNA of Cuscuta epithymum, 1408 nucleotides long. Lineage: Eukaryota; Viridiplantae; Streptophyta; Magnoliopsida; Solanales; Convolvulaceae. The record is from the annotation of a GenBank genome assembly.